This is a messenger RNA of Lineus longissimus, 1038 nucleotides long. RefSeq lists its product as uncharacterized. NCBI's taxonomy places the organism in Eukaryota, Metazoa, Nemertea, Pilidiophora, Heteronemertea, Lineidae. The transcript is spliced from 3 exons. The record is from RefSeq and is a predicted model, not a curated record. Bases 1 to 765 code for a protein of 254 amino acids.
AUGGAUGGACGUCAUGACAAACUACUGAAGAAUGGGAACUCUAAUCAUAUCAGGAAGAAUUUAGGAGUUGGAGCGAAGAGCAGUAAGCCGCACGAUGAACCCGAGGGUUCCCUAGGACAAGCUGAAAAUGGCAAACAUUCCUGGGCGCCGAUCAUACCCAGUCAAUUGGCUUCGUCGAAUCAAAAGUUUGCCGAUCUCUCUCACUGUAGGCCUUCGGAAAGCGUGAAGGUAGAGCAACUUCGCGAAAAGCGCCAUCGGAGUGGUCGCACUUCCCACAAGGCCGCCGAGGCCCAUCACGUCAGCUUGACCGCAGAAGCUAUGGAAGAAUUCAGGGAACUGAUCAGGGACCCCUCAUUCUGUUUGAGGUUCGAAUGUAUCCCCGAUGUAGUGGGACCGGUGUGCAGCAGAGACUACAAGACACGACGCCGCAUGAUGGCCCUGGAGCUCCUUCUAAAACAAAUGCCAACCAUCAAGAAACAAAUCCAAGACCAAGACGCCACCUUCGACCCGUACGAAAUGCUCAGCUGCACAUACCUCCGUUUGUCGUCAAACAACAUCAAAACUUUAGUAGAAAUGUGCAGAGAGGCCGGGUUGGAUGUAGACUAUCAUCCACACAUGGACGAAUCUGAUCCUAAGUUAAGUCUCACUGGGUCCGUGAUCGCGUCCUCAGCUAUUCCCCAGCGGGUGUCUUCACCCGAAGGUGUCAAAACUUCUCCGCCAACUGAGCAGCAGAAUCUUAGAGAGUGUUUUCCUAAUGCCGAUUAAUUGUGGUACAGAUAGUAGCGUUUAUUUGUGUAUAGUACACUAUCUUAAUAAAUUGCAGAAUAUGAAUAUUGCAAGUUGAAUUGAAAUUCGGUCAUGCCAAGCAAUUAGUCUUUUACUAGGAACACUCGGAAAGUGGCAAAAUAAUAAGCUGUGAUAUGCGGUAGUGGUGUGCAGCUGCAAAUCUCCUAUCAAAGAGAAUUUAUCCCUCCAGUCGAUUGUGACUUUGCCCUCAAAUGACCAAUUUGGGAUGAAUGGAUGGAGGUGAUAUUUAAA